Penicillium angulare is the source of this 2199-nucleotide messenger RNA. RefSeq lists its product as uncharacterized. The transcript has 7 exons. NCBI's taxonomy places the organism in Eukaryota, Fungi, Ascomycota, Eurotiomycetes, Eurotiales, Aspergillaceae. Bases 1 to 2199 code for a protein of 732 amino acids. The record is from RefSeq and is a predicted model, not a curated record.
AUGACGAUCACACCGGAUACUUCUACAGGUUACGUACAUAACCUCACGCCAACGCAAGAUGUGAAGCUACGCGAGCUCUGGAUUCUUAUAUUUUCUUCGGCCGCUUCCGUGCUAUCGGCCAUAUUUGAAGUCCCACUACCAGAUGGGUCACCCAACAAACUCUUUGAGGUUCUCGACCAAGUUAAUGAGCCAACAGUUGAUGCCAUUGUGAAGGCACUCAAUGGCGAUGGAAAUACAUUGGAUAUUGUCCCUGGGGCAAAGACAACCAGUGACGAGAUAAAUGAAGAGAACAAGGAGCAGCAUUCUCUUGAUAAAGUCAAUAAUCUCCUGAAUGCGGACGCAGAAAAGAAUAUCAAGAGUGAAAUGACCACUCGAAAAGUCACACCGGAACACUUCUCUACACUUUUCACAGAGCUCCGCAAAAUGGGCGUUCAAGACUCCGAAAUUAAAUCGAUGGAAAGUAUUCUGUCCAAGAUGAGUCCCGAGGAAAUGUGUUUCUCAAUUUUGAAGAUGAUCAAACAGGAGCAUCCCGAUAGCUUAUUACUUCGCUUCCUACGAGCAAGAAAGUGGGAUGUUGGCAAAGCCUUCACUAUGAUGAUCACUAAUAUCCUUUGGAGAAAGCAAAUGGGGGUCGAUGAUGACAUCCUUCCAAAAGGAGAGUUAUAUGCCCUUGAACAAUCCCGGAACCAUGAACUCACUACAAAAGCAAGGAAAGAAGGACAAGAUUUUAUCGAGCAGCUGAGAACCGGAAAAAGUUUCCUGCAUGGAUUUGAUCGCGAUGGACGACCCGUGAAUUAUGUAAGGGUUCGGAUUCAUAAGCCUGGAGCACAGACGGAAGAGGCUUUAGAGCGCUAUAUUGUUCAUGUUAUUGAGUCCACCCGCCUUAUCGUUGUGCCUCCUAUUGAGAAUGGUACAAUUGUUUUUGAUAUGACGGGAUUUGGACUAUCGAAUAUGGAAUAUCAACCAGUGAAGUUCAUUCUCAAAUGCUUUGAGGCAAAUUAUCCGGAAUCGCUCGGACGGCUACUCAUUCACAACGCGCCAUGGGUGUUCUCUGGAAUCUGGAGACUCAUUCAUGGUUGGAUGGAUCCGGUCGUGGCAUCCAAAGUGCAUUUCACCCGUUCAGUUAAUGAUCUAGACAAAUUUAUUACUCGCGAUCAAAUUCCGAAAGCGAUCGGCGGCAAUGACAGUUGGAGCUAUUCGUACCCCGAGCCCCAGGAAAAAGAGAAUCAACUCAUGGGAGAUAUCGAAACGAGAGACUCUCUGCUGUAUGAACGGUUGAUGAUUGGUCUCAGAAUGGUCGCUGCUACCGCCGCUUGGAUCUCUGCUACGACUUACGCUGAUGAAAAGGAGGAUGCUGCGAAAGUUUCAGAAUUGAAGGCUCGUCGGAAUGCUAUAAUUGAGGAGUUUCGGUCGUCGAUUGUAUAUUUGCUGUCAUCACAUAAUACCAGCACAUCUCCGCCCCUUCCGCCCCAACGCUCGCGCCUUCGCCGCGUCGCAGGAUUCCUCUCAAUCGCCGUCAUCGCAUUCACAGCCGGAGUAACCUACCGUUCUCUCCGCACCGUCUCAUCCAUAAUGGCUGAACCAAUUCUCUCCGACGAACAGACCCUCGUCGCCUUCACACCAACAGACGAGAUAACUCAAGAAAUCGAGUCAACUCUCCAAUCGCACCCGGAAGCGGUCGCUCUCCGCGCAAACCCUGAGUUCAAAGAAGCGCGCCCACACCUCAAGAUCCCCGAGACUCUACGUCCUCGCAGUCUAACAGCCGGUACCCUCGCGGGUCCAAAUAAGAUCGUCGUCCCACCAUAUGUCUUCAGUGAAAGCGGGGGUAAGAGCCUCGUCUCGCUGAUGUACCUUGGCUCGGAUAUCUGUGGACACCCCGGUAUUGUUCAUGGAGGACUUCUUGCGACGCUACUAGAUGAGGGUCUGGCACGAUGCUGUUUCCCAGCGCUCCCUAAUAAAAUUGGCGUUACUGCAAAUUUGAACAUUGAUUAUCGGGCACCGGCUAUGGCGGAUCAGUAUAUUGCUCUGAGAGCGGAGACUGUUAAGGUUGAGGGUCGGAAAGCGUGGGUUGAGGGUCGUAUUGAGACUCUCCCUACUGAUGGGAAGGACCCUGUUGUCUUGGUUGAGGCUAAGGCAUUAUUUAUUGAGCCUAAGCAGGCUGCGGCUCUUUCCCAAUUGUACCGUGGCGCGAACGAAUAA